CCGGAUUUACUCGGACAGUGGGAGAAAAAAAGCUAGUUGCCAUGAAUUUUAGUUAGCUAGCCACCGACAGCUGUCACUACACUUUGGCUAAACCAUCAAUGUCAAGACACAAGAAGGAUUUUCGAAGUCUUGUGCUGCUUUUUUGUACAAAUAGGGGCACACCAGCUUCCCUGCUUAUCCAUUGUGAAUUGUCCAUCUGAGUGACUAGACCAGGGAACGUUGGCACCAUUGUGUGCCAGGCCAUUUCAAGACCCAGGGAAUCCAGAAUUCAGCAGACGAUGAACGGUCUGUCCAUCCGAGAGCUAUGCUGCCUGUUCUGCUGCCCCCCAUGCCCCAGCCGCAUUGCAGCCAAACUGGCUUUCCUGCCUCCAGAGCCCACCUAUGCCCUUUUGCCUGAUCCAGACCCAGGCUCUGGAGCCGGAGCCGCCACUGGAUCCAGCACUGCAGCUACUCUGCCAUCUCUUGGAGCCCCAGGACUGCGCUCCCGGCUGAGUGGAGGCAGUGGAGGAGACAGAGGAGGUGGAGGCUGUGGUAGCGGGGGUGGAGGGGGAGGGGGAAGUGGCGGCGAGGGCAGGUGGAAGCUGCAUCUGACAGAGAGAGCAGAGUUCCAGUAUUCCCAGAGAGAGCUGGACGUGACAGAUGUGUUCCUGACCAGGUCAAGCCGGGGGAACAGGGUUGGAUGCAUGUACAUUCGCUGUGCCCCCAAUGCCAGGUUUACAGUGUUGUUUUCCCAUGGUAAUGCCGUAGACCUGGGCCAGAUGAGUAGCUUCUACAUUGGCUUGGGCACACGCAUCAACUGCAACAUCUUCUCCUACGAUUACUCAGGCUAUGGUGUUAGCACUGGCAAGCCCUCCGAGAAGAACCUUUAUGCAGAUAUUGAUGCUGCAUGGCACGCCCUGCGCUCGCGGUAUGGAAUCAGCCCUGAGAACAUCAUCCUGUACGGGCAGAGUAUUGGCACUGUGCCCACGGUAGACCUUGCAUCCCGGUUUGAGUGUGCUGCUGUGGUCCUCCACUCCCCUCUCACCUCUGGCAUGAGGGUGGCGUUCCCUGACACAAAGAAGACAUACUGUUUCGAUGCUUUCCCAAACAUAGAGAAAGUGUCCAAGAUCCCGUCCCCGGUGCUGAUCAUCCAUGGUACGGAGGAUGAAGUGAUCGACUUCUCUCAUGGCCUAGCCCUGUUCGAGCGCUGUCCCAAGGCUGUGGAGCCCCUCUGGGUGGAGGGAGCUGGCCACAAUGACAUCGAGCUCUACAGCCAGUACCUGGAGAGGCUACGGCGCUUCAUCAACCAGGACCUGGCUGCACAGCACACCUGAAACCAACAGCUUAUCUGUGUUUGUAUAAAUGGAAGUGUGUGUGUGUGUGUGUGUGUGUGUGUGUGUGAGGGAGAGAAUUUGACUGAGUGAGUGAGAGAAAGCGGAUGUAAUCAUGUUUGCAAAUUGUGUCAUUUUUAAAACAGUGCUGUGUCUUUUGGACAGCACACAUUUGUGUUACUUUUCAGCACAUCGUAAGUUAAUUUGUUGUAUUAAAAUGUAUUGUCAUCAGCGUGUUGUGUUGAAAGCUAAAACAAAUGAUACUGUCUCAAAAAGAUACAGAUGCGUUUUAACAAUGGCAUCAUUUUUAGAGUGGUGUGUUAGAGAAUGUGUGCAAUUAUGGAUGUACGUGUUGAGUGUAUAUUCAUAUCUCCAUGGACCUGUGACACCUGAGUAAAGGGUGUGCAUGUUUGUGAGUGUGUGUGCGUGCGUGUGUGCGUGCGUGCGUGCGUGCGUGUGUGUGUGUGUGUGUGUGUGUGUGUGACAGGUCAGCAGACAAUUGAAGGACCUCCUGAUAAAGACAUUUAUCAGACCUUGGACGACUGCAUGUGGAGGAGGCAUAUGGAGACUUAUCAAACCUAAAAAAUUGGUGUUUAUGCACGGGUGCGUGUGUAUGUAUGAAGAAUACCUCCACAGCUUGACCAGUUUUCUCUCCAGAGGACAUUAGGAUUGGUCAAGUGUGUGCCCCCCACUCCCUGUUUACCUGAUAAUAAUGGACAUCCAUCUGACUGCCAGGGCAUUUCCUAUGUUGUUGUCCACCUAACACUAACUUACUCUCUGUUUGUGUGGUUUGGGGGCCCAUUUCCUUUCCUUUGCUGUCAGCUCAAGUGAAAGUUAAAGUGGAAAUACAGUGACUAGUCUGGAAAGCCAGCAUAGCUUGUAUGGCUGUUAUGUCUCAUAUUUUCCUCUCCCCUGUUUUCUGUCUUCACUCUUUGAAAAGAUCACAGAAUGUCCAACUUCCUCUUUAUUUCCUUAGGUCUGUACUGUAGCUUUAUCCUUUUAUUGUUCACAAAAUUGAAGAGGCAAGUUACCGUGAAUGAUUUUGGUUCCGCUGUGUUGCUUUUCCCCAUCUACCCUUUCAUUUUUUUCUGAACAACAAAGAGCUGGCGGAAAUGUUAGGAUUGAAAUGGAAGCAGGCCUUUGAGAGCCAUACUGAGGAUAUCUCUGCUUUUGUGGCUAUUUCUGUGGCAUUAUUGAAAAAAAGUUAAUGAAUUGUGGGUUUAACCUGGGUAAUAGGGAAGAUGAUUUCACUUGUAAAUUUCUAAGGUCAUAGCUAUGUGGUUGGGUUUACACGGAAGGCUAUAGUUCCUCAGUGUUUACUGAAGUAAAAAGUUUGGACCGACUGCACUGGCUCGGUAGCAGCAGGAAUAUAUGAGAAUACGUAAUCUGAUUUUUAAUUUGAAUCAAGUGUAAUAGUUGAGAAGAUCUUCGAAUAUUGUGUAAUCUCUUCUGGACGUAUAUGGAGCUAACUGCUCCAGUUGUUUUUUUUUUUUGUUUUUUUUUAGGAUAUAGAAGGUAAACUUUAGCACCUGUCAAGGUGGCUAGUCAGUUGAUUGAUGAAGCUUUUAUCUGAUACUUGUUUUUUUUUUUCCUUUGUUUUCAUUUGAUCAGGAUCCAUGUGUUCAGAGUAAUCAUCUCUUGCUUCAUCAGAAGGUCUCCUGUGUAAUGCUGAUGAAGAGGUUGACUUUUAGUCUUACAGAACAAUUUGUUUUCCUUUUUAAACAAGUCUUGUUGAAGUAGCACUCAUCACAAGGGUAAUGCAAGCUCUUGUUCACACUCGCCCUCAGCACAUCCUCUUAAAGGCUUUUGUGUUAAGGUAAUAAUUUGGAACGUGUGUACUGUAAUGUAGGGCCAUGGAUACAGUUUGUUUCAGAACCAUGUGAGUUCCAUGCUAGGGGUUUUUGACAAACUGUGUGUUUUAGAUACUCUGGUCUGAUAGGGUCCCAGGACACCACAUCAUGGCUGCUAGGUAUGUUAAACAUCUGUGGCCCUAAGGUGCAGGAGCUCUUUUAUGGGUGGCAGCACGCUUCAUGCCUGACCCAAGCCAUAUUUGAGCCUCUCACUGUUGGUGUGGUGCAGGUUCCACCACACACAAUUUUUGCACAUCAUCUCACACACACACACACACACACACACACACACACACAUAAACAUAUUAACACUACACAUGAACACAUACAUACAUGCAUAUAGUACAUGUACUGUAGUUUACAGUAUAUUGACACAUUUAUAUAUAUAUAUACUUAUAUAUAUAUAUAUAUAUUCAGAUCAAGCAUGACAAAAGCAGGUCUUAAGUUCAGCACUAUUGUACAAAGCAUCCAAAGUGUAUUAAGGGUAUACAAUGUAAGUUUGUGUGUCUGCUCUAGAGUUAUUGACUGUUUUCAACAGGCCAGCAUAAAGGAUACUAGCAUCCCAUUUUGAAAAACUAUAAACAGGCCCUUUGUGUAGACCUGAAAGCAAAACAGAUGAACUGGUGUCAUGGUAGAAAGCUAAUACCACCUUUCCAUGCAAUGGGGUAACACUGUGCCAUAUUGCUCACUCUUGUUCCAUUUGUUCAGAUCUACACAGCGUGCCCUGUGUGUAGGAGACCCAUCAGUUUCAGUGAUAGUGGCUGCAUAUUAUUAAAGGGAACUUGUACUGAACUAGCACUGAUCUGGACACUCCGUUUUGUGAGUACAAAUGGGUCUUAAUAUGUGGUGAAAAGGUCACCAAAACGCAAUCGCUGCCCGUCGUCAUUUUGAACAGGGAAUCUUUCCAUUCUCAUCCUGUGCUUUGUGUCUCUGAUACGUAGAUCAUGGAAAUGCCUACUGAGCCAGGGAUCUGAGCUGUCAAAACUGUCUGGAGAGAGGGAUCCUCUCUCUCCUCAUGUAGAAGUAGGCCUCAGUUUUUCCUGGAUAGGUCAUAUUAUCAGGGAAACCACUGGAUUCAACUGUCUUGGGGUCUGGUUUUAAAGAAGCAGGGUGGGAAUUUGCAGUUUUAUUGAUGCACCACUACGAUUUAAGUAUCUUCUGGCCCUGAAUGUUAAUUAACAGGGGUGGGGGUUCGGCAGUGAAAACUGUAUGCAUGUCCAUUGUGUUUGCUGAGCAAGUGAUGGGGUGGGAAUUUAGCUCUAUUAGUAUGUAUACAGUCUGAGGGAAAAGCUGAACUCAUGGCAUUGGAACAUUGAAGCGCUUUUUAAAAACAGGAUGUUUAUUUGAAUUUGUUUUUUUAUUACUGAUACUAACUGAUGUAUUGUCAUGAGUUUUGUGCUAGAGUUUGAGUGGGGCAAUUGUGGGUGGGGGGCUAGACAUGAGUGGGUUGUUUAUAUGGUUACUGUACUUACCUAUUCUAUUCUUUGUUUGUAUUAUGAUUUGUAAUUUUAUGUUGCUGUUUUUUGAACUGAGAAUAUGAUGUAAUGAAAUUAAUUCAUGGGACUGAAUCUUGACCUUUUUAUUGACAACAGAAAAUAAUAAAAGAUCACUUAUGUACAAAAUUGUCAAACUGACAUGUUGAAUUAACACACAAUUCAGCGACUUAACACAGUUACAUUUCCAUUUUUGGACAGUGCAUGACUUAAUAAGAUUGUGCAUAAGAUCUAAAAAUAAUAACCAGGAAGUUUUUAGUAUACUUGAAUCACACAGUGACAUAUGCUGUUUUUGGAUGAGUCUGAUGAGUGAUUCAGUUUGCCAGUAACAGGUUUUGUAGUAGAAGCGUAUCCGAUGUCCGUCCUUCUGUGAGAGUUGGAAUAAAAGCCCUUUUCAUGACAAAAUUUCAAAACAAACAAAUAAGAAUUCUCAAGUAGUAGCAUAUUCCAUUAUUACAUUUAACUCAGA
This is a messenger RNA of Myripristis murdjan (pinecone soldierfish), 5122 nucleotides long. It is a transcript of the gene abhd17aa, whose product is annotated as abhydrolase domain containing 17A, depalmitoylase a. Gene Ontology annotation, molecular function: palmitoyl-(protein) hydrolase activity. Lineage: Eukaryota; Metazoa; Chordata; Actinopteri; Holocentriformes; Holocentridae. Gene Ontology annotation, biological process: regulation of postsynapse organization; protein depalmitoylation. Gene Ontology annotation, cellular component: endosome membrane; plasma membrane. The coding region runs from base 279 to 1313 and encodes 344 amino acids. The transcript is spliced from 6 exons. The record is from RefSeq and is a predicted model, not a curated record.